Molecule: messenger RNA, 816 nt
Organism: Mesocestoides corti
Lineage: Eukaryota; Metazoa; Platyhelminthes; Cestoda; Cyclophyllidea; Mesocestoididae
Source: the annotation of a GenBank genome assembly
AUGAGGUUUCAACAAGAGCGUCGAAGACGGUUAAACAGACAGAUUCAGGAGUUCGAAUCAAGGCGCAGUAUUUUUCGUCAAUUUAUUGUUGACAACGUGAACAAAAUUAAUCGUCAGUACCAGACCUUCCAGACCAUGCGCUCAGAGCAAGCCCAGGGUCGAGAGACUAUGAAUGAACUCAUCACUGCCUCCCGAGAAAUGCGUCAAAGAUGUGCAAAACUUCAACAGCAAAUUAAAUCCUUGCAACCUGUCGAAAAAUUUCUUUUGGAAGCACUCACAUUUUUACCUGAAGGCUACAUCGUGAAGUCCCAAGACCCUUUACUCUCUCUGAUGCUACGAUACCAUUCCCUGACACAAACGCGGAAACACCUAUUACAAAAGUGGGAGGAAAACCAAAAUCGGGUUAGUAAAGUGCGAUUUGAAGAAGAUCUCAUUCAAACAAACCACGCUGCUCGCAAACAAAAGCAAUUUUUAAUAGAAAAGAUUGCCAAAAUACAGGACAUGGUUACUGAAGCUGAGGAAUUGCGUGGCCAGUCGCAAUACUUGGACAAAGCUGUUGACCGGGAAAAGGCCAAUCUCAAUAUGCAGGCGAGUUGGCUUAACAAAUUCACUAUGGCUAUCAGAAGCAUUCGAAACAUCACUAACAAGUGUGUGACAAUGCUUAAAGACCUUGAAUAUCGCCACCCAUUGGCUGGUCCCCCUGAAAAAACUCGUCUUCGGGAUUGUCUGAAGCUCAUAGAGGUAAUCUACUCACUUUCCUCAAUUAAAUGUAGACGGGUUCUUAAUCCUUUUUAUCAUCCACACCUGAUUAGAUAG